Molecule: messenger RNA, 1338 nt
Organism: Canariomyces notabilis
Lineage: Eukaryota; Fungi; Ascomycota; Sordariomycetes; Sordariales; Chaetomiaceae
Product: CoA-transferase family III
Exons: 5
Coding region: 1-1338 (445 amino acids)
Molecular function (GO): catalytic activity
Source: RefSeq, a predicted model, not a curated record
AUGCCUCGCCUGCCUUGCCAGGGACUCCAAUUCGCACGGGCAAAACGCCCGAGACGGCCCAUACCACCAUGCCACCGACAAUUCACUGGCUCGGCUGCUCCGUCAGCUCUGGGGUCGCUUCCGCUUGAGGGAUACCGGGUGCUGGACAUGACCCGGGUGCUUGCCGGGCCUUACUGUACGCAAAUCCUAGGGGAUCUUGGCGCAGAGGUGAUCAAGAUAGAGCACCCCACACGGGGUGAUGACACGCGUGCUUGGGGACCGCCGUAUGCGACUUACAAGCCUGGUUCUGCCCACGAAGGCCCCGGCGAGUCAGCAUACUUUCUUGCGGCUAAUCGCAACAAGAAGUCGCUGGCACUAUCGUUCCAGGAUCCGGCUGGAGUUGAGAUCCUCCAUAAACUGGCCGCCAAAUGCGACAUCUUGGUUGAGAAUUACAUUCCCGGUUCUCUCAAGAAAUACGGCCUCGACUUCGAAACGAUCCACAAGAUCAACCCAGCGCUCAUCUAUGCAUCAAUAACCGGCUACGGCCAAACCGGGCCAUACUCACAGCGCCCGGGCUACGACGUUAUGGUCGAGGCCGAGUUUGGCCUGAUGCACAUCACGGGUUGCAGAGACGGACCCCCGGUCAAGGUAGGUGUCGCCGUGACCGAUCUGACGACAGGUCUAUACACGAGCAACAGCAUCAUGGCAGCGUUGCUCGCCCGCGCAAAGACCGGCAAAGGCCAGCACAUUGACGCUGCGCUGAGCGACUGCCAGACGGUCACGCUGGCCAACAUUGCCAGCAGUUGCCUGAUCAGCGGCGAGAGAGACACUGGUCGGUGGGGGACGGCUCAUCCCUCCAUCGUUCCCUACAGGUCCUUCAAAACCAAGGAUGGCGAUAUUCUGUUUGGCGGAGGAAACGAUCGUCUUUUUGGCAUUCUUUGCGACGGGCUGAGACGGCCAGAAUGGAAGGAGGAUCCAAAGUACAAGGUCAACUCAUCUAGGGUGGCGCACCGCGAUGAACUCGAGGCCGAGAUCGAAAAGAUAACCACGACCAAAACGACACAGGAAUGGCUCGACAUUUUCGAGGGCAAGGGAAUGCCGUAUGCGGCGGUCAAUGAUAUCCUCGGGACGCUAACACACGAGCACACUAAAGCAAGGGACAUGGUUGUCGAGGUAGAACACCCGGAGUGCGGACCCAUAAAGCUCCUGAAUACGCCCAUCAAGUACUCGGAGAGCCGGCCCAGCAUCCGAAGCCCGCCGCCGACGCUGGGUGAGCACACAGAUGAGAUCCUCCGAGAGCAUCUCGGUAUGGAGGAGGGCCUAAUACAGGGAUUGCGAGAAAAGGGCGUUGUUAGAUAG